Messenger RNA from Emiliania huxleyi CCMP1516, 399 nucleotides. RefSeq lists its product as hypothetical. Gene Ontology annotation, biological process: endosome transport via multivesicular body sorting pathway; protein transport; late endosome to vacuole transport. The record is from RefSeq and is a predicted model, not a curated record. The transcript has a single exon. The annotation marks the transcript as partial. Lineage: Eukaryota; Haptophyta; Isochrysidales; Noelaerhabdaceae. Gene Ontology annotation, cellular component: multivesicular body; ESCRT III complex.
AUGCUGGAUGGCGUCUUCGGUACGGGCAAGACGCCCGCCGAGCGCAUCAAGGAGUACAACCGCCAGAUCAAAAAGUCAGUCCGCGAGAUUGACCGCGAGCGGACCGCGCUCGAGCGGCAGGAGAAGAAGCUGCUGGCGGACAUCAAGAAGGCGGCCAAGGACGGGCAGAUGGACUCGGCCAAGAUCAUGGCCAAGGACCUGGUGAGGACGCGGGGCUACAUCAAGAAGAUGUUCAAGAUGAAGGCGCACAUGGAGGCGGUCAGCCUGCGGCUGCAGACGAUGUCGUCGUCGGCGCAGAUGGCGCAGUGCAUGAAGGGGGUGACAAAGGUGAUGGGCAAGAUGAACGCGAAGAUGUCGAGCGCAAACAUCCAGAAGAUCAUGAUGGAGUUUGAGAAGCAG